Molecule: messenger RNA, 1885 nt
Organism: Chironomus riparius
Lineage: Eukaryota; Metazoa; Arthropoda; Insecta; Diptera; Chironomidae
Source: the annotation of a GenBank genome assembly
ACAAGUUCCAUUGAAGUUUAGUUGCUUGCCUCCACUCGAGUCGCUAGGUCGUGUAUUGUUACGAUUUUCUUUGGAUUAAAGACUCAAUAUUUUAACUUUUGCGUGAACUUAAAGUGAAGAUCGCGAUAUGUAUUGCGAAAAGCUUUUAACAGUGUGCUAAUUAAUGCUUUUAUUAAGUCUAUAACAUUUAGUCUUAUUAGCAAUGACAGAAAAAGUAAAUUAAUUCGAUUGUUAACGUAAUACAUAUGGUGAAGUGAGAACACAUGUCGUAAAUAAAAGAGUAGACGAGAAAAAAAAAGAAUAUCCAAUAAUAAAGAAAAAUAUCUGUGAUGCAUACAUGCUUAAAAUUGAUAUUAUUAAUAGCUGCUGUUUACCAAAGAAGAUCAGUCAAUGGACUCGCAAUAUCACCUCCUAGUUGGUCUGAUCCAAAUGUCAAUCCAUGUGCGCGAAUGUCAAAUGGGUGGCAACAUCUUUAUUACUCUCCGCUCAAAGGAUGUUUCAAAAUAUUUACUUUAGGAUAUCCAUGUCCUGAAACGAUGGAAUUAAGUCCAAUAAAAAAUGGAAUGACCGGUUAUGGAGAAUGUUCUUGUACGCCAGGAACAGUUCAAUUAAAUAAUAAUUCAUCCUCACCAUGCUAUAAAAUAUUUGAUCGUGGACCAUGCGAUGAGGGUCACUAUGUAAAUCCAGUAUCAAAUGAUAAAAUUGUCAAAACUAGUCAACGCUAUGGUGAAUGUAAGAAAUUAAAAUCUUGUCCACCAAAUAAGCUCUUUUAUCCAGAAAAGAAUGAGUGCCAUGAAGCAUUAACUCAAGGUCCGUGUCUCAACGGAAAGCUUUUGUACACUGAUGAAAAUUCUAUUCCAAAGUGCACGUGUUCAGCUAAAGGAGCGCUUGCAAAAUUUUAUCACCGUGAAACCAAAACGUGCCAUAAACAUUUUACUAAAGGAAGCUGUCCACAAGGAAGAUUAUUCUUGCCUACACAGUCUUGUGGAUGCGAUUCUUCACUAGCUCAAUAUCACAACGAAACAAAUCAAUGUUAUGAACUUGGAUCUUCAGGUCCGUGUCCGAAUCAUGGAUUUGAGUUUACAUUAAAUUCUCAAAAUGAAAAAUAUGCAACUUGUCAAUGUAAAGCAGGAUAUGUAAAAAUGCAGAAUGGAUUAUGCUAUAGAAAAUGGACAAAGGGUCCAUGUAUUGACGGAGAAGUUGUAUCAGAUGAAAAUAAAUGCAUAAAAAAUCCAUGCGAAAAGAAUUUCCUUUAUUUCCCUCAAGAGCAAACAUGCUAUCGAAUUGGAUCAAGAGGACCAUGCUCGCCUCAACAAGUUGUUGUAUUUGACUUUACUGUCAAAGUCAGUUUAGAUGGAGUUUCACAUAAUGGCAUGUGUGGAUGUUCUGGCAUAAUUAAAACAUUAGAUCAAUCAUGUCUGAAAGAAGAUGAUGCUCCAAAAUCAAUGUGUGAAUCGCCUUACGUAGAAUUCAAAGGUGGCUGCUUCAAACUUUAUUCAAAAGGACCAUGUGGAAAUGGACAGUGGCUAGAACGUGACAAAGAUCAUAAAGGAUCUGGAGCAAUUAAGUGUCAAUGCAAGCCUGGCUAUAUGCCUUAUGACAAUACAGAAACGGAAUAUGGAGUUAGUGGAUGUCUCGGGCCCACAGUUAUGAUCGCAAGGUUUUUAAAUGGCAAUAGAACUUAUAAAUUUGGAUUCCAAAGAUGGAAUCACGUAGACGUUGUUGCAUGAUCUCCUGCAUGUAAAAAAUUAACUAAGUAGUGUGUACAAAUGAAGAAUAAUAAUUUUUUUAUUCACAGGAUAUUUUAUGGCCUAAUGGAGUACAUCACACCAUACUUUGAGAACUAAGUAAUGCUGAUGAAUAAAUUCACUAAGUUCAAACAAAA